Drosophila takahashii is the source of this 11360-nucleotide messenger RNA. RefSeq names its product vacuolar protein sorting 13B (gene Vps13B). Lineage: Eukaryota; Metazoa; Arthropoda; Insecta; Diptera; Drosophilidae. The record is from RefSeq and is a predicted model, not a curated record.
UGAAACGUAAACAAUCAGGAAAUUCAAUGAAAAUGUUUGUUUUUGUUAACAACUCAUUCGGCCCGUAAACGUAGCAAAAUCCACAGCAUGUAAAUUCAAGUAAAUCGCCGGCAACGCAGUAAAUGAAGAGUUCCCUUUGAGUGAGCAGCGGGAAUCCCAGGGGGUAAUCCUCUGGAGCGCAAAACCACACCAUGUUCAAACUGGAGUCCUACAUAACUCCCAUUCUGCUGAGCUACGUGGCCAAGUAUGUGAAGAACUUUCGCGACGAGGAUGCGAAUGUGUCGCUGUGGGAGGGCGAGGUCACUUUCCAGAAUCUCGACCUGCGGCUGGAGGUUCUCGAGGAGGAGCUGCAGCUGCCGGUGGAGCUGGUCUCGGGCCACAUCCACGAGCUGAGCAUCCAGGUGCCCUGGACGAAGCUCAUGUCGGAGCCGGUGAAGAUUGUCAUCAAUACGAUAGAGUUCGUGGCCAAGUUGCCAGAUGGGGAGAGCAAACAGCGCAGGGCCUCCUUUCAGCGGGAGCAGCGAAGGAAAUCCAAGAGAUCAUCGAUGGAGCAACCGGAUCAGCAGCAGCAGCAGCCCAAGAGUCCCGGAGCGGGUAGCUCCUCCAGCGUGGUCAACAAGAUCAUCAACAACAUCAGCCUGCAGUGCCACAACAUCAUCUUGAAGUACGUGGAGGACGACAUUGUCGUCUCCAUGAAUGUGCAGACCCUGAACUUCAGUUCCGCCGGCGAGGAUUGGAAGCCCACCAUGGUGGACAUUCACCCAGUCUCCGUGGUCAUGCGCAAGUUGCUACAGGUCUCGGAUUUGACCAUCUGCCUGGAUAAGAGGAACACGGCGGGCAGGAUUGAGGUGUGCCAGGAGCCGGUGCUCUAUCGCUGCACUAUGGAGUGCCGGGUGCUGCGCAAAUACAACGCCAAUACGGUGAGCACCUCGAGCACCACUAGGAUAGGAGUGUUUACCAAGGCGCUGGACAUAAAUGUGUCAUCCCUGCAAUUUCCCAUGGUGAUGAGACUGGUGAAAAUGCUCCUAGAACUAAAGCCAGCUGAGGGAGAGGAGGAUCCGCAGAAUCCGGAGGAUCAGGAGGCCGUAGCCGAGGGGCAGGAGGCGCAGCCGGAACCCGCUGGCCAAAGCGUCUUUUGGUGGGCCUGGAACCUGCUGCCCAGCUUCGAUGCGGAGGCGCCUUCCUCCUCCUGUGACACUCCCACAGGUCAUGCCUUCGAUCUGGGCAUUUACGCCGAGGAGCUGAACUUUCAGCUCAAGAACUCGGAGUACUUUACCGACCAGAGCAUGGGUGGCAUCAAGCGGAUACGUUAUACACCCAUUCUGAGGAUCUCUUUAGGCGGACUUUAUUACGAGAGAACUCUGCUCAAGGAGUGCGAUUGGGCGAAUGUCAAGGCGGGACUUUCGAGCAUGUGCAUGGAGCCACUGGGCGCCUAUCGCAGCGAGGAUCCCGUGGACCGCAACCUGGUCAACACCCAGGAGUUCCUGGAAGAGCGCUCUUUCAUCGACAAAAGCCUAUUCGACGAAAACUACAUGUUUGCCGAUCGCUCCUGGUGCAGCUACAACUACGAGGACUAUGUGGCCAGGAACACCGACGAGUAUAUGCUGUUCCGCAGUCCUGUUCUAGCCUUUGACAUCAUUGAGCACCGGGUGCCGAAAGCAAGCAGCCAUCCGGUGGCGGAGAGCCAACUGAGAGACCUGGGACUGCGCAUCCAGUAUCGUUUGCUGUCCGCCGGCAUCACCUUUCACUUUUCGCAGUCAUUUGCGCAGGUUAAGAAUGUAAUUAGCGAUUUAAUCCGUCCUUUCGAUUACCCGGGAUAUCAUGCAGAAACGGUGAAGGACGAGGAUCCCGAGCCGGAGAACAAGAACGCCGAUAUGACCAUCCCAGAUUUGGAGUAUCUGAUGGGCUUGGUGCCCACGUGCAACUACAAAAUUGAGUUAAGGAAUAUAGUGUUGCAGCUGUAUCCCCGCCAGCAGCAGGAGGAAUCUUCGGCGAUCAAUCAACACCAGCUGACGACGACAGUUAAGCAAUCCCUUUUGCCAUAUCUGCAGCUAAAGAUCUCCCUGGUCGAGGGCACAAUGUGUGGACCGGUAAAUCCCCUGCACCUGGUUCAACUGAUCACCCAUCUGCAGGAUAAACCUCGCGAGGUGGUCAGUGCCUGCUACAAUUGCUAUAAUUUCAACAUUAAGAACUUGGCGCUGAUGAUUCUGAAUACAACACCGGAUAAUGGGCGUGCCAAACUGUUAAACAUUCCAAGGAUGCAGGUCAACUGGAACCGUCUGCUGGCCCCUCAUCUCUGGCGUCCGAAUGAAGCGGCUCUUGAGACUUCCGAAAUCAAAUCGGAGAUCAUUACUUUGGAGUUCUCCAAGCGUGAGCUGAUCCUCGCCAAGCGCUUAGUUCCGCUGAUCUCGAGCUUCAAUGGCCCCGAUCUCUGUGAUUUGGCGUACAUUGUAGCCCAUGCCAACGCCCAUUCGGAUGUGAUCAAGCUGCAAAGUGUGGGCACCAAACUGGGCCUAAGUUACCACAAGUAUCACACACAUUUGGCUGCCGUGGCAUCUCUGCAAGGCAUCCACACCGAUGCCGUUCACACCAAGAUGAAUGUGCGCAAUGUAGUGCUGUCCACGUCGAAGAAUGCGAACAACAAGUGGCUGGAGGUGCAGUGCCAGUUUCCCCUGGAGAAGGAGCUCAAUCAGAAGCUGGACAAGAUGCCCGGCACAGUGGUGUGCCUUUGGCUGGAACCAUUUCGCAUCACCACGGACAUCUAUUUGCUACAGUUUCUGAACUUCUCCGAUAACAGUGGAAAGCAAAAGGCGAAAGAAAGGGAAGCAGAAUUAGAAUGCGACUCCAUUGUUAGCCAGUCGGAGCCACCUCUAACCCAAUCGGUUUCGAAUUAUUCCACAAUUUCUGCCCUGAAUGACUUUCAACCACGUCGUAUCAGCAGAAACAACAGUCGAAAGAUCUCGGUUCCCGAGGAGACAGUGCAUCUGAGCUCAGAACGGGAUGAGAGGCACACACAGACGGAACCUGUGAGCAUUCCCGUGACCAGUAAGCCUCAGCCAAGUAGCUUCGAUGCCACGGAUCUCGUGAAACGGCUGACCAACAUGGUGGUUCUGGUGGAGAUCGCUCAGGCCAAGAUUGAUGUAUGCGAAGUAAUGAUGCGAAAAUCACCUGCGGAAACGGAAGUAGAGUACACCUCCAUCCGGCUGCCCCAUGUAAAAGUUAAAUCCGGCAAUUGCGAGGCUAUUCAGCGAGGAAACAUCAGAGCAGUUAUUCCCGUGGCCACCAACACGGAGCUAUUCAAUUGGGUCCUUGAUCUAAACGAAUUCAAUGUGUGCUACCGCAAAGCUGAUGUCACUGAGAUGAUUGUGGCUCCAGUUAGGACCACUAUUACCUUGGCUCUGUCUCACAAAAAAUCUGAGAAAGUCGAAGAAAAAACUGCAGAAUCCACUGAGCAGAAUACCUACUCAAUAAAUGUGCAUAUGGAUAUGUCGGCCAUCAAUAUAUUUGCUCAAAGGGUGAAUUUGUUGCAUGAACACUACUUGAUUCUCUCUAAGAUGUACUGUUCACUUUACCCGGAUGAACCGCCUUCUAAAGGGCAAUCAACUAAAAUAAAUCCCAGACUGGAGGUCUAUACAGGCAGCGCCCAAAACUAUCCGGUGAUAAAGGAGUUUCUGGAGCUGGAUCCUAACUUUGAAGCACCCCAAGUGAAAAGUGCUCCCAAAAACUCUAUUGUGUUCUUUUGCCAAUGGACCAUUCCUCGCAUAAGUUUUGAAAUGGAAAACUCCAACGACUCGCAGCACAGUAAAAUCGUUAUGAUUCUGGAGGACUUGCUCUUGAAUAUUGAUAAGCAUAGUGACUUUACCAAGAUCACCACCAAAAUAGAAAACUUUGGCCUGAAUUACUACGAGGAAAGGCACCAGGAAUGGGAAAAGAUCGACGACUUUCACAUAAAAAUGCUGGGCGACAGCACAAACUUACCCUUGAUCAGUGUGGUCAUAACCACUGUUAGUCUUCAGGAUCUAUAUGCAAAAAUUGGCAUUCGAAACCCGCACAACAAGCAGCACACCAUCUCCGAGGUGCUAAUCGAGGUGCAACCGAUAGAAAUGGUGCUGGAUUUGGACCAAAUAACCGAGUUUAUGGUUCCCAUUUGCGAGGUCUUGGAAAUCCUGGGAAGUUCCGAUCGCGCACAGCCGGUAAACGCACAGUGUGCACCAGUUCCCAACCAGAUUACAACGGUUCAGGAUCUGCCAAUGGUGCAUUUGAACAGCAAGGGAAUCUAUGUUUACCUUCCCCUUUCUACAGGCAGAAAGAGUUGCAGUGUCCUGCUGCUAAGGAUUGAGAGCAUUCAACUAACACCGAGUCUCGAAAAUCCUCUGGUGCGACAGCUUGUGCGCCCGGAUAUCUACCAAAAAGCAGCUGAGCUCAAUAUGCUUAGCACCCCAGGAGCCUUAGUAGAGGAUCGUCAGUACGAGCUGAGUGUUAGAAAAGUUUCCCUGUCCACCGGAAACUGGAAGCAGACACAAAAGUACCGCAUUGAGAAGAGUCUGGCGAGCAAACAUGACAAUCCCGCCUUUGAGUGGAACAACCAAAGUCAAUCCACCGAACUGGAUCAUAUGGAGAUAUUCAAGGACUUUGACUUCAUUAUGAUCUAUGCGCCGGCCAUAAGCUACGAUCGAUUUCAAGUCUGCGGACAAAGUGUGGAGUAUAAUUGCAUCACUGAUUUUGUAGCUUCCUUGAACACGCACCAAAUCAGUUUGAUUAGCUGCAUUAUUGUGCGUUUCCAGCGGCUGAAUUGUAUAGUCAAUCAGGUGUGUGUGAAAAACGCCGAGUUGCCAAAGGAAAGAUCGCACAAAAUGCAGGGAGAAGUUUCCAAAUACAGCAGCGUGGACAACUCGUUAUACUUUCCACCUGAUUCCAAUGCGCUGAAAACAUGUCAGGAAAAUCUAAGCAGGAAACCGUCUAAAAAGCAACUGACUGAGAAAUCAAGAAACACGAAACAAGAUGCACGAGGCAGUAGUGAUUUCUUCUACGGAUCCUGCCAAAGCGAUUCCGGAAUUCACUUGGGCGGCAGUCGCAUGAGAGGAAAUCUAAGAUCGCUUGGAUCGGAGGAUAUUCAUCGCACUGGACGUCAGCCGAUUGUCUUGAGUUAUCCGCAAAGUGUAUCCUUUGUGGCCGGCAUAUUUGUGCUAAAAGUCUACGAUGUGUUGGAGUUGGAGGAACUGGAAAGACCGGUGAUGAAGCCACUUCUUCUGGUGACCGUUUCCCAGCCCAGCUUCAUGUCCACCCAAAAUCUUAAGGCAACCGUUACACAAGCCUCGAUCUUUAAUGUCAACAUAAGCGUGGCGAACGGCGAGGCUGAGGGAAAAGAGGAUUUGGAACAAUUUAAUGAAUCUGUGUUUGAUACACUACCAGGCCAACUCGGAAGCUCUGGGAUUCCGCCUCCCCUGCUCACGAUUAAGACCCAGUAUGACCGGCUGCAACAGAAGGAAGUCGAUGUGGAGCUAAGGAAACCGAUCCUCUUAAGAAUGUGUGAAAGCAGCAUCAAACAAUUGGCCAGUGAUGUGAUCCGCAUCUACACGGUUCUACACGAAACUCCCUGCUUCGCGGUUCGUACCCAGCGUCCUGUGCCCGAGGGAUCUCAACUGCGUCAGAUGAAGACGAACUGCUACAAUGCGGAUCGAUUGCACUUGUCCUGCGAUCGCAUAACUGCCAAAUUCUACGAUGAGGAAAGGACCUACAAAUGCAGCUUUGUUUGGCUCGAUCUCAGCACCCGCAUCAAGUUCAGUACUCGUCCCCAGAAGGCUGUUAUAAGAUCCAAUCUGGGAUCCUUUUAUGUGCAGUCUGGAGGCAAGAUGCUGCUCCAUCCCCUGCUCAUGCGUUUGUCGGUGGAUUUGGUCAGUGAGCCGUGGUGUGAUGAUCUGUUGAUCAAUGCCACACUCAAGCUGAAUUACCUGCACAUCGAUGCGGGUGUUCUGAGCAUUCUGCAGUUGCAAAAGGCACGGGAUGGAAUGUAUCGGAUAAGGGAAUAUGCUGAUCAGGAGUGGCAGCAGUUUCUGCACCGUCGUCCCGUUUUGGGAACUCCGGAAGAGGUGUCUCCCUGCGAUCUCAUUAAGUGCACUCCCUCACACGAAUCAAUAGAGCGGUUGAAGCGUCCCUUGAAAUCGAAUGCGGAAUUUUACCAGGAUGACUUGAGAGCCGGCGCCUUUCAGUUCGUUUAUUUAAAUUCCGAAUCUGUACUGCCAAUGCCCUACCAAGUGCAGAUUAUUAAGAAAAACUAUGGCAUCAUCUGCUGGCGGUAUCCACAACCUCGCCAAAUGACAAGCAUACACAUUUAUCCAGUGCCAAUGCCAGUAAGCAGGCCCAUACAUAUCAGAUGCCGCAUGGAGUACUUCAGUGAAACGCACGAAACAUUCCUGCAUUACUGCGAUUUCAUGCUCUCGGAAACCUCCACAAAGCAACUGACGCCUCCAGAUCGUCCGAUUUGUGCCACCAUUUGGAGGGUGGUUAUACUGCAAUCCUUGAUCUCUGUAGAUGGAACUUGCUUUGAGAGCAGCGAAGAUGAAGAUCUUUCGAUUGAGUACCUCCAGUCGGACUUCAAAGUGGAUGAAAACAACGAUUUCAUAUUGCAUCCAAAGGUUCUGGUGGGUUGCAUGCGAAUCGAUACUGUUUUUAGGGCUGAAAAAGUGCCCAAGCUUCAGUUGUUGCUCUGUUGCCAGGACAUCGAGUUGAAUUUCCUGAACCAGCCAGAUAACUCGGGAGAGCUUCCACAUCAGCUGAACAAGUACAACCUCAAGCAGACCACCAAUAUCAGCCAAACGUUUCUCACUGUGCAUGUGGAGGAUCUGCAGAUGCACUCGACCAUAUAUUCCAGGAGGGAUUUCAGCUUGCAGACUGACUUGCGCACUAGAAUCAAGUGCUUAGAUUAUGGAUUCCUAAACAUGCUGGAUGUCCUGGAGCCAAUGAAAUUCACUAGCUAUCUAAGAAUAACCGACUGUCCACGUUCUCUGGUGCAAGCCAACUUCCUGGUGGAUAAGCUGAGGCUUAACUGCGGACCGUAUGUUAUUCAUACUCUGCUGAGUUCGAAAUACCACUGGCAGGAGGUUUUGCAGCAGAAGGAGCUGCGUCACGCAUUGAUGCCCAAGUGCGUGAUAGUCAACCGGAUACAGUCGCCCAUAAGCUUUGGACAAACCGGCACGGUGGAGAAAAUCCAAGUUGCUCCUGGCGAAAUGCAGCUCUAUCACUUUCGAAGCUGCCAACACGUUCAGGAACUUACUUUCUUCAUCACAAAUCCUGAAACCCGUCUGGUUGAAACUAGUGAUUCUGUACACAUAGCCCUGAAGUUCGAGGACGAACAAAAGGUUCAUCAUCUGCGAGUGGGAGACUAUUGUAUCACCCUCAAGUUGGGAAAACUGUCCGCCACUCAGAUUUAUAUUCUGGUCAAGGGACAAAUCGAGUUGAUUAGCAUGGUUCCCUUUAAUCUGAUCACAGAGUUUCGAGUGGAGGAAAUGAGCUACGAGGAGAACAGCCCACCAGAGCAUCUCUUGCUGUCCAAGGAGAGAUCAUCUUACUACCAGAAUGUGAAGCGCAAUGCCGACAUCAAUAUGCGUCUCAAGUUGACCGCUGGAUCUGGAAGGGGUCGCACUGGCGAUAUCCCACUGAAAACCAACAAUAACUUGCCCUGGUUGGUGAAGGUGCCCACGCAAUCUGCCCAGCAGUUCAUAAGCAUUUGGGUGCGCAUUUUGCGCGAGGACAUUGUGAUGGAUAAGGCGGUUGAGGACUUUCAGCCCCAGAAGAUACUGAUCUGCAUUUGGCCGAUCUUUGAGAUAUGCAACAUGCUCAGCUGUGAGGUUCAGGCGACUGAAAAUACCACCGGAGAGAGUUCUACUUUGGAAGCCAAGGGAGGCAGAUGGGCUCUAAACACGGCCACCACCCAUGCUACAGAACAUAAUGUUGGAUUCACUUUCUCUGGUGUCCUGCGAGGAACCUCCAAGGAUGAAUAUGCGCUCAUGUUGAGGACAAUGGACUGGCACAAGUUCUUUUAUUAUGAUCCCAGCGUUUGGACCAUUGAAAAUGCUCUCCACAAGCUGGGAAAGUCAGCAAAGCCCAAGUGGCCACUAAAUGAUGCGGAAGAGUUACGCGUGAGCCGCGCUUUGCAUUUUAAGAACUCUUUUGAUGUGAAAUACCGGACAAACGCCACGAGGGACUUUUCGUGCUCCCUGGGAUUGGAGGUUACUGCCUGGGGCAUGUUCAUCAAUGGCACCGGCUUGGACGUAAGCAUCUUUAUGCUCCAAGAGCAGGCACGCAUUGAACUGAAAGCGAACAGUUUGGAAAUGAUGCCAAAGCUCAAGAGUGCUUUUACAAUCGAUGUGCCCUUUGAUAAUGGAUGGAUCGCCUCAACUCCUAUUUGUUUGGAGGAUUUCACGCAAAAAGCGAUUAGCAAUGCCGGACGAUCAAUGUUUCUGCGGAGCAAUUCAUUUGUGGAUAUAGUCAUAGUGGAAAGGGACGAGGUGAUGCGUCUGAUACUGGAAUAUAGAAAGGAAGCCGACGGUCGGCGGUUGUUUAAGCUGCGAUCUAAGUUCGUGUUGACCAACUUUACGGAUGUGGUUCUCAAUGUUCUGCCUCUGGCCAUGGAUCACAAGGAGAACUCUACGCGGGAGGAAGUUGAGGCAUAUUCCCUUUGCAAAAAGGCACGCAAUCUUAUUUCUGCGGACUCCAACAAGAACUGCAUUGGCAAUGCAAUGGACGUUUUCUACGAUCUGAACGCCCACAAGGCCAAGCACAACUGUGAUACAGCAUUCGUCUACUUUGUUUGCUUUAGUGUCGGUGGUAAUCGGGAGAUAUCCAUACCCAUUCCCUUGGCUAUACCCUUCACACGUCGCUGCUUCAGUUUGCAGGCGGGCCACGAAUCCAUUCCACUGAUGAUCACGCUAAUCGAGAAGGACAAUGUUCACUACUUGAACGUUUUUCGGGACACGGCACCUGCUAUUGUGAUAAGCAACAAUACGAAUGUCAAGUUUAUUGUGGCCCAAACCAGUGCCUCGGAGAACAGCAAUGUGACCUGCACGAACUCGGAGUUUGUGGGGAGGCAUUUUGAGUGGAAUCAGUUGGUCCUGCCCCAAAGUCGAUGCUAUUAUACCCCACCGCAGAUGUACGCCAACUUUCCGGAUGUGGAAUUCACCAUGUGCAAUUUAUCCCUGGCUGUUUAUAAAGAUAAACCGUGUGCCAAGAACAAGAUCGCCUGGUCAAAACCCGUUCGAACGGACAAAUCGUGGCAGAAAUUCCUGCAUGUUCCAAACCAUGGCGAUGUGAAAGUGGUGGUCUGUGAUAAGCAUCGAGCUAUCCGCCUGAACAUCUACUAUAUAGCUCAGCAGUUGGAGUUUUCGGUCAAGGACCUGCGAUCACGGCUAACAAAGCCAGAGAAUGAUUUAAUGCCAGCACAGGAACAGGAAUCAGAUGAAAAGUUAGCAGAAGAUAAAGCCACAUUCAAGGAACCCUUACCGGACAUGGUGGCGUGUGCCCAUUUCAGCGAGGAGUGCGAAACCAAACGGCAGACAAGGAUCAAAAUCUUUGUCAAGAGCUUUGUGUUUAGCCUGCAGACGGACAACCGUGAAAAUGAUUACCUUAAGACGGAGGUGUGUAAUAUCUAUGCGGAUGACUCGAUGCUAAUCUACGACGACGACGACGAACAGCGAGAGCUGCAUUUGCAGCUGCCGAAUCUGCAGGUGGAUAACCAGUUGUACUCCAGUGGGAAGUACGAUUUCCCUGUGCUGCUGUGUGCGGAGAAGCUGUACAAACGCAACUGCAGCCUGCCGCAGGUUUACGAUUUGGACUUAGUCUAUGAGCAGCAGGCACAGCGCACUCCCGUCUCCCUGUUCACAUUUAUAUUCUACCAAGAUGAAAUGCAGCUGCAGAAUGUGCGAUGCCAGAUACCGCCCUUUCGGGUGUAUAUAGAAGAUGCCUAUCUGAAUCAACUGCUGGAAGCACUGGUAGAGUGUGAACCCUCCCAUUGUGUGUAUAGUCCGCCCGAGGAACAGGAUAAAAUCCUUUUGCCCGCCGGAACGACGCUUCUGCCCGACCAAGUUGUGGCCCAGUCACUGUACAUAUCGGAACCGUUGCGUCUUAAUAGUUUUACCGUGGAGCCCCUGAGUCUUCUGCUAUCCGUCCAUACUUCUUCGAGGCUUUACAUAGCACUGGAUCACUCGCCACUUUCCUUUUCUCGCUAUGAGCGGCAGCAAAUCCUCACAGUUCCCCUACGCUUCGGACAAUCGCUGGGACUUCACUACCUUAGCGGUGCCAUUUUCGGAGCCGGCUGGGUCGUGGGCUCCCUGGAGAUCUUGGGCAGUCCCAGUGGCCUGGCGCGUUCGUUCUCCACCGGUCUGCGAGACUUUGUUUCCAUGCCUGUUCAAGGUCUCUUUCGUGGACCUUGGGGCUUCCUGGUCGGCGUGACCCAGGGAUCAGCCUCGCUGCUGCGCAAUGUGACCGCGGGAACCGUGAAUUCCGUUACCAAACUGGCUGGCUCAGUGGCCCGGAAUCUGGACAGGCUGACGCUGGACGCGGAGCACAUCGAACUAACGGAGGCAAGGCGUAGAGCUCGACCCCAAGGCUUCGCCGAUGGACUGACCCAGGGAUUGACUGGCUUGGGCAUCAGUUUACUCGGCGCUGUGGGCGGAUUAGCGCAUCAUACAUUGGAGGCACGCAGCUCUGUUGGUGUCAUCGCUGGCCUCACCAAGGGCAUAGUUGGAGCCCUGACGAAACCCAUCAGCGGGGCAGCUGAAAUGCUAGCUCUCACGGGUCAAGGUGUCCUGCAUACGGUGGGCUUCAAUGCCAUGCCGCAACAGGUGGAACCUAGUUUUACGCGAAACGUCGCCCUGCACGGAAGCUCCCACCGCAUUUGGAGCUAUCUGCCCGAGGAGUUGAGCCACGAUCAGAUGCUGUUCUUCUGUGAGAUCACCCUGCUGGUCAGCACGCAGCUGCGCCCAGCUUUACUGUUCCUAACCUCGUCAGUAUUGGCCAUCAUGCAGUCGGAUAGCGAAGACCUGGCCUUUGCUUCACCCGUUUCCAAGGUGGAUGUGCUGGCGGACCGCGAUGAUCCUUCCAAACUCUACUUGAGCCUGAAAUCCGAGAGGCGGGAUGAUCUUGAGGGGCAACUAAACUACACCAAUGAGCGCAUCAUGAAGUUCCUGAACGCCUCGCGACUCCAAAGCAUAGCCAACGAUUCGCUAAACGAUCUGCUGCAGCUGCACGAACAGGAUGUCGACGACCGAAUCCAGCGACAAUCGCAGUGCAUCUUCUAUAUUAAACCCAAUAUAGGAGAGCACCUGAUCCACUAUCUAAAGGUCAUUAGUCGGAUUCAGCAUUGA